Bombina bombina (fire-bellied toad) is the source of this 5766-nucleotide messenger RNA. Its product is annotated as arf-GAP with SH3 domain, ANK repeat and PH domain-containing protein 3. Gene Ontology annotation, biological process: positive regulation of GTPase activity. Gene Ontology annotation, cellular component: cytoplasm. The record is from RefSeq and is a predicted model, not a curated record. Gene Ontology annotation, molecular function: GTPase activator activity; protein binding. The coding region runs from base 625 to 3276 and encodes 883 amino acids. The transcript is spliced from 25 exons. Lineage: Eukaryota; Metazoa; Chordata; Amphibia; Anura; Bombinatoridae.
CCUCUCUACUAGUGGAGACUCAAUCGGGAUAUUUCAGGAGGGUCCCACCAUAGUUUUCUGGAUCUAACAAAAGUUUCUGAAGAGCAUGCAGAUGAAAAAAGGUGCCUAUUCCCCUUAUUAGGAACUAAGCAAAAGGUUCUUACUGAAAAAGGUAUAAAAAAACGAACUUUUAUCAAGAAAUAUGACCUGCAGGUUAUCAAGAUCUGAUAAAACGUAUCCAUGGACCUGAGGAUUUUCCGGAUUCCAGGUGACACGAGAUUACAUUAGGAUAUAGCCUAUUUUGGGGUCAAUGGCAACCCACGAACAGUCACGUUCACUUUUUGCUUACUGGGGUCCCAUUCCUAAUUCGGAUCUAGAAAUAGAAUCCGGAUUGAUUAGCUACUAAUUAAAACCGUAAAGCAGGCCUGGCAUUCAUGUACUUUGUGGUUAAUACGUGUAAAUCCAAAAUCCAAUAGAAAGAUAUAUAACGUUUAAAGCAAAACUCACUAAAGGUUUGGAACCUUACAGGACGCUGAAGUCGAAACCAAUUACAACGCUAAAGGACCGCCUGAUACUUCAAGAUCUUAAGACGUCCCAAGAUCACAGAUAAUUCACUAAGGAAUCUUUUCCUAAUCCAGAUACGUUAUGAGGGACGGUGGGGGGUUAAACAGCAUCAUGCCUGAUCAGACCCCCCUGUCUCUAUUUCUGGGGAUCACGUCUCAGGACCCCCAUAGUCUCACACCUCUGAGUUACAUUUCCACAGUGCAGAAGUGCAGACAGGAGGUCAAUGGUUUGGAGGAGAGCUUAGACCUUGACCUGCAGGUUCUGAGCAGGAUCCGGAAGAGUGUACGAUCUGUAUGUACAUCUGGACUUUCUCAUGUGGAAGAUCAGGAAAGUUUCGUGGAAGCACUUCAGUCUUUGGGCAAUAACCAACUUUCCUCCAACAACCAUGAACUCUCAACUGGAUUUCUGAACUUGUCCGUUCUCUCAAGGGAACUAAGUGCUCUCUUCAGCAACAUGAUAAACAAUAUGAACAGCAUUCUCUCUUUCCCCCUGGACUCCUUGCUGCGUGGUGAAUUAAAAGAUGGUCGUUCGGAGGCGAAAAAACAGACAGACAAGAGCUGGAAGGAUUUCGAGAUAAAAAUGAUGAAAAAGAUCCGAUCAGGGGCAUCUCGUGCAGAUUCAGAGAGUCCUGAGGAAGCUGAGAGAGAUAGAAGAAUGUUUCAGCUGCACAUGUGUGAGUAUCUCCUCAAACUGGGUGAGCUGCAAGUCAAACAAGGACCUGAUUUCCUCCAGUGUCUCAACAAAUUCUUCCACGCACAACACAAUUUUUUUCAGGAUGGAUUAAAUGCAGCUCAAAGUCUUCUUCCUUUCAUUGAGAAGUUAUCCUCUGCCCUCCAUACAAUUCAUCAGGCACAGGAUGAGGAACUAAAGCAACUUUCAGACCUAAGAGAUAAUCUGCAGAAACAGCUCCAGAUAGAGAAUAAAGAGGAAGGUCUAUCUCGGAAGGAUUCUGGUAGUGGAUACAGUCUGCACCAGCCUCAAGGGGACAAACAGCAUGGGAGUGAGAAAUCUGGGUUUCUGUACAAAAAGAGUGAGGGGAUUAGAAAAGUUUGGCAAAAAAGAAAAUGUGGAGUAAAAUACGGAUUUCUUACUAUAUCUCAUAGCACGAUUAAUCGGCCUCCUGUUAAGAUUAAGUUACUAACGUGUCAAGUGCGCCCAAACCUAGAGGACAAACGCAAUUUUGACCUGGUUACACAUAACAGAACUUACCACCUUCAGGCUGAAGAUGAAUUUGAGGCACAAAUCUGGGUCUCAGUUCUACAGAACAGCAAAGAGGAGUCUCUAAAUGCAGCAUUUGGUGGGGAUGGGGCUUCUGUUGAUGGUGCCCAGCAGCUAACAAAACAGAUCAUUAGCGAGAUGAGGAACCUGCCUGGUAACCAAGUGUGCUGUGACUGCGGAGCCCCAGACCCCUCAUGGGUCUCCACCAACCUUGGGGUCCUGAUCUGCAUCGAGUGCUCUGGAAUUCACCGGGAUCUGGGUGUGCGGCAUUCUCGUGUUCAGUCAUUAACCCUUGACAUGCUGAGCCCUUCCGAACUUCUGGUUGCUUUUGCCAUUGGGAACACAAAGUUAAAUGAGGUUCUAGAAGCCGUUCUACCCAUCCCAAAUCCUAAGCCCACCCCCAGCAGUGACAUGAUUGCCAGAAAGGAUUACAUUUGUUCUAAGUAUGUAGAGCGCAGCUUCGUGGUCAGAGAUCACUAUGAUGCUGUGCAAGGAGUGAGAGAUGCUAUUCAAAACCAGAACAUGAAGGCCUUGCUGCAGAGUGUGGCAUGGGGAGCUGAACUGGGGAGACCUCUGCCCUCCCAGAACACUCAGGAUGUCGGUGAAUAUCCUCUACAUCUGGCUGUUCGUCUGUCUGAACGGAUGUCUGUACCACUAGUUGAUUUUAUUAUCCAGAAUGGGGGAUCUUUAGACAGAACAACGAAAGAGGGGGACACAGCACUACAUUAUGGUGUAAAAUAUAAUAAACCUGACUGUAUACGACUUCUACUGAAAGCAAAAGCAUCUUUGAAUGCAGUUAAUAAUAAAGGAUUAACUCCUUUGAUGCUGGCUCAGAGCUUGAAUCAUGUAGAAUGUGAAGAGCUGCUCGAAAAGGCCCAAGAAUGGAUGUUUCAAAGUGAAGUGGAUUUUGAUUGGUUCCGCCAGGAAGAAGAAGAGAGCAAUAGUGAAGAAGAGGAGGGUGAGAAGCUGAGCCCACUUUUCCCAAAGCCUUUGCCGCUGUCUCCCAUAAGGUUCCAGUAUCAACUUGGCUCCUCAGGGCUCGACAUUAGCAACAGGACAUAUGAGACAAUUGUUAUUCCAUCAAGGCCCCCAGCACCUCAAAGAUCCCGAAGUGAGGAAGCGCCACCUCCCCUCCCUGCCAAAUCCAGCAUACGCCGGUGCUCCCCCAUUUCGCCUUUGCCUUCUGCACAUCUGGAGCGCCCCCUCAGUGCUCUUUGUAGUCCCUCUAUUGUAGAAGAAUGUGAUAAAAUGGCUGAAGAGGGACUACGGAGACGGGCAUCCGAACCUCCCCGCUACUCCUCUGUACAACCUCCCAUGGCUCAGCGGAACAGCUUGGAGGGUGUCAAAUCAUACAGGAGAGUACGAACAGCUCCUACCAGUCACUUCCACUUUGAAAAACCACAAAUAGGACCCCAGACUUUAAGUAGUGUUGCCCAGGACACCCCCAAAGGUGUGCUGUAUAGGGGACGAAGUACCCAGGAUGAUAAUCUGCAGCACCCGCCCCACAACCAAUGAUGGCAAAAUAUGGGGAAUGCCCGGUCUGCACCAGUUUAAUGCUUUUCCAUGUCCAGACCUUAGAUUUAAUAGGGACCUUUUUUUGCACCUUAUAUAGACAAACCAAGAAAGCUUUAUCUUAUAAAUGGUGACAUCAUAGGAACAGGCUCAGACAGCCCUAAAGUCUGUAGGCUGGCUUCCUGACUACAGAUUAUAGGUGCACUCAGAUAACCCUGGGGUACAUAGGCUGGCCUCCUGACUGCAGAUUAUAGGUGCAUGCUCAGAUAACCCUGGGGUACAUAGGCUGGCCUCCUGACUACAGAUUAUAGGUGCACUCAGAUAACCCUGGGGUACAUAGGCUGGCCUCCUGACUGCAGAUUAUAGGUGCAGGCUCAGAUAACCCUGGGGUACAUAGGCUGGCCUCCUGACUGCAGAUUAUAGGUGUAGACUCAGAUUACCCUGGGGUACAUAGGCUGGCCUCCUGACUACAGAUUAUAGGUGCAGGCUCAGAUAACCCUGGGGUACAUAGGUUGGCCUCCUGACUACAGAUUAUAGGUGCAGGCUCAGAUAACCCUGGGGUGCAUAGGCUGACCUCCUGACUGCAGAUUAUAGGUGCAGACUCAGAUAACCCUGAGGUACAUAGGCUGGCCUCCUGACUACAGAUUAUAGGUGCAGGCUCAGAUAACCCUGGGCUACACAGGUUGGCCUCCUGACUACAGAUUAUAGGUGCACUCAGAUAACCCUGGGGUACAUAGGCUGGCCUCCUGACUGCAGAUUAUAGGUGCAGGCUCAGAUAACCCUGGGGUACAUAGGCUGGCCUCCUGACUGCAGAUUAUAGGUGCAGGCUCAGAUAACCCUGGGGUACAUAGGCUGGCCUCCUGACUACAGAUUAUAGGUGCAGGCUCAGAUAACCCUGGGGUACAUAGGUUGGCCUCCUGACUACAGAUUAUAGGUGCAGACUCUGAUAACCCUGGAGUACAUAGGCUGGCCUCCUGACUACAGAUUAUAGGUGCAGGCUCAGAUAACCCUGGGGUACAUAGGUUGGCCUCCUGACUACAGAUUAUAGGUGCAGACUCCAAUAACCCUGGGGUACAUAGGCUGGCCUCCUGACUACAGAUUAUAGGUGCAGGCUCAGAUAACCCUGGGGUACACAGGUUGGCCUCCUGACUACAGAUUAUAGGUGCAGGCUCAGAUAACCCUGGGGUACAUAGGCUGGCCUCCUAACUGCAGAUUAUAGGUGCAGGCUUAGAUAACCCUGGGGUACAUAGGCUGGCCUCCUGACUGAAGAUGAUAGGGACAGGCUCAGACAGUCCUGGGGUAUAUUAGAUGGGCUCUAGACUGCAGGUGAUAGGGACAGGCUCAGAGUAGCCUAUGCUAGUGACUGGACUCCUGACUUCAGAUUAUAAGGAUAGGCUCAGACAGUCCUGGGGCAUAUAGGGCGCCUUCCUGACUGCAGAUUGAAGAGACAGGCUAAAACAGCCAAAGCUAUAUUAAGUGACAUUCUGACUGUAGAUUACAGGGGCAUGCACAUAUAGCCCUGAGUUACGUAGAAUGGCCUGACUUCAGAUAAUAGGGCUGAAGUAUAUAGGCUACCUACUGACUGCAUGCUAUAGGAAGAGGCAGAGACAUGUAAUAUAACCUCCUGACCUCAGAGAGGGUAAGAUUCAAGCAGUCACCGGAAACUCCUUAUUCAUUAUGUUUAAAAGCCAUGGUGGAACCCCAUAGGAGAAUGUGUACUAAAUGUAUUGAUUUCACUUUAAACAAUAAAGAUCAGCUGUUGUCUUUAAAAGAAUUAUCACCAGAGGAUUCUGACGAGGGGGAAGUUAUGCCGACUAACUCUCCCCACGUGUCGGACCCUUUGACUCCCGCUCAAGGGACUCACGCUAAAAUGGCGCCAAGUACAUCAAAGACGCCCAUAGCGAUUACUUUGCAGGACAUGGCGGCAAUCAUGCAUAAUACCCUGUCAGCGCUAUUAGCCAGACUGCCUGAAUUCAGAGGAAAGCGCGAUAGCUCUGGGGUUAGACGUAAUACAGAGCGCGCAGAUGUUUUAAGGCCCAUGUCUGAUACUGCGUCACAAUAUGCAGAAGCUGAGGAAGAGCUUCAGUCUGUGGGUGACGUCUCUGACUCGGGGAAACCUGAUUCAGAUAUGUCUAACCUCCUGAUUACCGUUUUUUUUUAGUAUGAGGAAAACACAUUCCUGAGGUAUAUAUAGGAUCACUUCCUGACUGCAUUUUAUACUGAAAAGUUUAAAAAAUCAUGGAGUCACAAAUGCUAAUUUUAUCGACUUUCUAAAUACUAAGGUAUAGUAUAUAGGAAUUUAGGUCAGAGCUUGAUAAAUCUUUGGAGCCAGUUUUUAAAAUCCAAUUUCUGGCUCCUAACGUUUUGGAUUUUUCUACAUCCCUAAAUUAAAACUAUUCCUAGACUCCUUAAUAUUUUUGUCAACCUCCGAUUUUAGGUUUUAUAUGAAUUUUUCUUACUCUUUUCACUAAAUAAAAAAAAUAUUUAAAAUGG